AUGUUUGAUCGAUCACAACUAAGUGCUUGGAGUAUACUUAAACAAUGCAUUGGAAAAGAAUUAUUUAAAAUAACAAUGCCAAUUAUUUGGAAUGAACCUGUUUCAUUUUUACAACGUCUUACGGAAAAUUUUCUUUAUUCAUAUUUACUUAAUAAAGCUGAUGAAUGUACUGAUCCACUUAUGCGGAUGCAGAUAUAUGUUGCUGCAUUUGCUGUAUCAUCAAUUUCAAGUAAUAUUGAUCGUUUUUCAAAACCAUUUAAUCCAUUACUUGGUGAAACUGAUGAUUUACCAUUUCAUUAUAUAAGUGAACAAGUUAGUCAUAAUCCACCUGUAAGUGCAUUUACGUGUGAAUCAAAAGAUGAUGAUACACGAUGGAGACUUUAUGGAAAUAUUUUACCAAAAGCUAAAUUUUCAGUCAAACAUAUGGACAUACAUCCAGAAGGAUUAUUAACACUUGAACUUAAAAGACAUAGAGAAGUAUUUACAGCGUCAAGUGUCACCUGUACAAUUCAUAAUAUUAUUGUUGGCCGACUUUGGUUUGAAUAUCAUGGUACUAUGGAAAUUAUUAAUCAUACAAAUAAAAUGAAAGCAAUCAUACAUUUUAAACCAUAUUCAUGGUCAACAAAAGAAUUACAUAAAGUUGAAGGUUAUAUUAUUGAUUCACAUAAAAAUAAAGUACGCGGUUUAUAUGGUUUUUGGACAGAUGCAUUAUAUUCGAUUGAUAUUGAACAAUUUGAAACAUUUUUAAAACAACAAAAAAAAGAUGCAAAAAAUGCUGCAAAAUAUUCGCAAGAACAAGUUGAAAAUUCAGCAUCAUCAGUAUAUAAUAUUGAUCUAGAUGAAGAAGUACCAGAUGUUGAUCCAUCACAUGAACAACUUAAUCUUCCACCGAACUCAAUAACACUUUGGCGAAUUAUACCAAAAUUAGAAUAUGCAGCUCAAUAUUAUAAUUUUUCAUUAUUGACUAUGGCACUUAAUGAAUGGACAGAAGAAGAUCAAAAACAACGUCCAUCAUUACCACCAACAGAUUCACGAUUUCGUCCAGAUAUUCGUAAAAUGGAAGAAGGUGAUAUUGAUCUAGUUGGACAAGAGAAAAAUCGUCUAGAAGAAAAAGAACGUGAAACUAGACGAACAAUGGAAAAACGUCGAGAAGAAUGGCAACCAAGAUGGUUUCAUCUUGUUAAACAUGACGUAACAGGACAUGAAAUAUUGAUAACAACGGCUAUGAUGUCGACUAAUCAAUAUUGGAAUCAUAUAUCACCAUGUGAUUUUGAUGAUUUAUUUUCGCUACUUGAUGAUUUUAAUCCUCAAAUUCAAUGUAAUCAAUAUUCUAUGUUACAUGAUGAUAUAAUUGAAGACAACAUAUCUUCAUUGUUUGAAAUUGAUAAUUAUCAACAACAAACAUUAUCAAACAAUAAUUCAACACAAGAAUCUAAAGAAUCAAAUUUAGAAUGUCGUGUUUGUGGUGCACCAGCAUAUGGUUAUAACUUUAAUCAAAUCACUUGUGAAUCAUGUAAAGCAUUUUUUCGUCGAAAUGCAUUACGGAAUAUGUCUCAGCUAAAAUGUCAUUAUUCGGGUUCAUGUAUUAUUAAUAUUAAUACACGUCGUCAAUGUGCAUAUUGUCGAUUAAAAAAAUGUUUUGAUGUUAAAAUGCGUAAAGACUGGAUUCGUACUAAACAAGAAAAAGAAUUAAGACAAUUAAUAAAAUUAUCAAAAGAACAAAAGAAAAUAAAUGACUUAUCAAGUUAUCAACAAUCUUUUAUUACUCUUCCAAUAAGUCUACAAAGGAGAAAAUGUUCGACAUUAAGAUCAAUUAGUCAAGAAGUUAUUACUGAUCCAGUCAAUACAAAUAAUUGA
Molecule: messenger RNA, 1857 nt
Organism: Rotaria sp. Silwood1
Lineage: Eukaryota; Metazoa; Rotifera; Eurotatoria; Philodinida; Philodinidae
Source: the annotation of a GenBank genome assembly